CACUCUCAUUCCAGGUUCACAUCUGUACAUCAACCAUCAAUCAAUGCUGCUCAGGGACCUGCUCUUACUAUGUUGGCAUAAUGAGGCACCUGCAUCAGUGGGAGAUAAAUUUAAGUCUAGACAUGUGCACAAAAAGAAAUUUCAGUGCAGUGGAUGGGAUCCUUGUCAUUGUGCCCUGGGGAAUUAGCAGAAGAAACUGACCCAUAAGAAUACAGAGCUUGCUCUUCUGUAUCCAGGCUGGAAUUAACUCAAUGAUUGUUCUAAGAAGGGGACAAUGAAUAAUACUGCUGACUGCAUGGACGAUUACAAUCUGGAUAAGAACUUGUUUCCAUUUGUUUACAUCACUGUGAUUGUGGUCAGUAUUCCUGUCAAUUGUACAUUCCUCUGUGUAUCUUGUAUACAAGUGAAGAAAAAAAAUGAGUUAGCAAUAUAUCUCUUCAGUUUAUCCCUAGCUGACCUCCUAUACUCUCUGACCUUGCCUCUGUGGAUUGAUUACACUUGGCAUGGAGAUACCUGGCGAUUCUCUGCUUUGCUUUGCCAGAUUUCUGCCUUCCUUAUGUACAUGAAUUUUUACACCAGUGCUGCCUUCCUUACUUGCAUCUCUGUGGAUAGAUACCUGGCAUUAGUUCACCCUCUCAAGUUCCAACACCUGCGCACAAGAAGAUUUGCCUUACUUGUUAGCAUCUUUGUUUGGAUUUUGGAAACCAGCCUGAACAGUACGAUUCUGGUGAGGGAUGAAACAUUCAAUGAGGUUUGCAAUUCCACUCGCCAUGUCUUAUGUUAUGAUAAAUACCCUAUGGAAAAAUGGCAAGCCAUACUAAACAUCGUCCGGAUAUGCUCAGGAUACAUGAUCCCUUUGGCCAUCAUGAUAUUUUGCUACCAAAAAAUCUACCAAGCUGUGAGGCGUAAUCAAGCCACAGAAGAUAGAGAAAAAAAGAAAAUCAAGAAGCUGCUAUUGAGCAUCACCAUUACUUUCUUCUUUUGCUUCACUCCCUAUCAUGCUGUGUUGCUGAUUCGCAGCAUCAAUGAGCCAGACAAUGUCAACUUUGUCCAUAUGUUUAAGCCUUAUAGAAUUACACAAGCCUUAACAAGUUUCAACUGUAUUGCUGACCCAAUUCUGUACUGCUUUGUGAGUGAAACUGGGAGAACAGAUAUCCUGAACAUGCUCAAACGCUGCUUUUGUGUGCGACAAUCUGAGUUACAGCAGCCAACAGAUGCUACUAUGACUAGUAUUAUUAAAAAGAGUGCUACAGCAGUGACACUGAAGUCAUCUACAGACCUUUAAGUGCAAAUGAACUUUUGUCCAAAAUGCCCAAUACAGUGAACUGCCAAAGAACUAUAUAAUUGAUGAGACAGGCCAAAUUCUUUCCUAAUUUACACCCAAGAAACAUCACUGAAGCUGUAUAGUAUUCAAAAUAAUGUGAAAUCAGUGGAGUUGCCUGGGUGUAACUGAGGGGAAAAUUCAGCCAUUAUAUUAUUUGCUUUACAUAUACCAUGCAAGGGCAAGUAUGUGGUCUAGUGAUCAAAAAGAGGUUAAUGUGAGUCAGGACUCAUGGGUUCUAUUACUGGAGGAUCUAAUAGGGAUUCAUUAUGCGACCAGGGCAAGUCACUGAAGUUGCACCAAUAUACAACUGGAGUGGAGAGGCAGGAUUAGUGUCAUUGUUCUAACCCAGGGAUCGGCAACCUUUGGCACACGGC
This is a messenger RNA of Gopherus evgoodei (Goodes thornscrub tortoise), 1698 nucleotides long. RefSeq names its product G protein-coupled receptor 65 (gene GPR65). Gene Ontology annotation, cellular component: membrane. Gene Ontology annotation, biological process: G protein-coupled receptor signaling pathway. Gene Ontology annotation, molecular function: G protein-coupled receptor activity. NCBI's taxonomy places the organism in Eukaryota, Metazoa, Chordata, Testudines, Testudinidae. The transcript is spliced from 2 exons. The record is from RefSeq and is a predicted model, not a curated record. The coding region runs from base 275 to 1285 and encodes 336 amino acids.